Metarhizium brunneum ARSEF 3297 is the source of this 1485-nucleotide messenger RNA. RefSeq lists its product as uncharacterized. The record is from RefSeq and is a predicted model, not a curated record. NCBI's taxonomy places the organism in Eukaryota, Fungi, Ascomycota, Sordariomycetes, Hypocreales, Clavicipitaceae.
AUGGUUCCCGCGCCCAUUCUCCUCGGGCUCUGCGCCCUGUCGCACCUAGCACUCAGUAAUCAGGACGAGCAUCUACGACCCAGCGCCGAGCUUGCACGCCUUCGCGCACCGCAAAUCUUCAACGCCGUCCACAACGCCCUGCGGCAAUGGGGCUCGUCAGUCCACCACAACGGCAUGUCGCUCUUCCUCGCCACCGUCCCCCCAGGCGUCCUCUUCCACCACGGAAACCUCCGCCCACAAAGCCCCUCCGAGCCAGACUGGCUCGCGUACGAGGUUGAACACGCGGAAGGAUUCACGCGCAGCUUCGGCCCGCCGCCGAAGCAGAAUCCGGGGUCGUCAUCCGCACACCGGCAAAACGUCCUGGGCGGCGGCGCGGAAAGAGGCUGGCUCCACGUGUACCGGACCACUCGGCCGCUUCGGUUCCUCUACGUCGACGGCAUGAGCGGCGGGAAGACGGACAUGGGGACCCUCGACACGCAGGAUUACCUGCUGCGCAGCCGCUACUCUCAUGAAGAUAAACGACAGGGCAACACGCCUAUACGAGAGCGGGAGCGGGCCGAGUUCCUAUGCCGGCUUUGUGAGGAGUGGGAUCUGCAGGGGAUUAUUCGCAUGGAGGCUGGGUUUGAGAUUAUCAAGUGCGAUUUUACGGAUGGGUUGGAGCAAGUGCAGGCUUUUCGGCGGAGUAGUCGUGAACUUCGGAGCGAGACGCGGCAGUUUGAGUACCUCCGCGGCAUAGCGGAGCGGUACUUUGACAUUGGAUCGUCGCGGACCGUGAUUGACUAUUCGUCCAUGGUGUCGGCGUUUUUUUUCUCGGUUAAUUUGACUAAUCCUGAUGCUGGGCGGCCUGAUCUACCGAGGCUUUCUGAAGCUACUGGUGCCGAGCUAGCUGCUAUCAACAAGUAUUUCAAUGCUACUGUUGAGAAGCGUCGAGAUGAAACCCCACCAAGUAUAGACUGGCAAGAUGUCUCGGAUAUCAUUGUUAGCCGGUACGCCGACAGAUUGGAAUACAUGGUCCAACACGUCCCUUCGGUGGACGUGCUAGCGCUGGAAGUAGCCUUCCUGCUCGACGUAUACAUCGAUUACCCCGACGAGGAUGAACCGUCUUUGGAAAAUGCCGCGCAGCACUGCCGCGAUUUUUAUCUACAGGCAAUUUCUCCGGCGUCGGAAUCUGAUCAUCUCAUUCAUGCGGCCUUUCGACAAGUCACGACGGAGAUUUGCACGGCGCUUUUUGCCGUCCGCGAGUUGUUGGAGAGCGAACAGCUGACGGGUGAGCAAACACUCGCAGCGGCUAGAAAAAGGCUGCAGUCGCUGGUGGACUAUCUAGACUGGGCGCGCUUUAAGCGCUGUUCUGGGUGUGGCGUCGAUGAGGUUUGUGUGAUUCCCAUGUGGCCGUUUGGCAACGAAGAGGACUAUUACCAUCCGCGGUGUCGGAAUUCAUCCGACACCCGCGGAGGGAAGAGCUACUGGGGCAGAUUUACACCCUAG